This is a messenger RNA of Osmia bicornis bicornis, 888 nucleotides long. RefSeq names its product golgin subfamily A member 6-like protein 6. Lineage: Eukaryota; Metazoa; Arthropoda; Insecta; Hymenoptera; Megachilidae. The record is from RefSeq and is a predicted model, not a curated record. The coding region runs from base 1 to 888 and encodes 295 amino acids. The transcript has a single exon.
AUGAGCAUAGGAAGCAUGGAAAACCUAGAGGAAAUAUGGAAGAGAAAAAGGGAGGAAGGAAGUGAAGAGGGUACGCAAAAAGGAAAAGACGAUGAGGGGAAAAAACGAACAAGCGGAUGGAUGUUUAAAGAAAGCAAUGUGACGGAAAGAUCUCCAGAGAAGAAAAAGGAAAGGAGAGAAGGUGUUGGAGAAGUUGGCGAAAUAAAAGAGUUAAUAAAAGAUUUAGGAAGAGACCUGGGAGAGAAGAUGGAAAGGGUGGAAGAAAAUAUGAGGGACCUAAGAAAAGAAGUGAGAGAAGAAAUAGAGAAGUUAAAGGAAGAUUCGGUGAGAAGGGAGAAAAGGUGGGCAGAACAAAAGAGAGAAAUGGAAGGGAGGAUAGAAUUCCUGAUAAGAAAGAUUGAGGAAUUAGAAAAGGAGGGGGAAGGGGGGACAAAGUGGAGUGAGAUGGAAGAGAAAGUGCAUAAGACGGUACAGGAAGUGAUAGAAAAAAGAAAGGAGGAAAUAGGAGGUGAGAAAACGAAUGAGAAGCUGAGUGAGCUCGAAAAGAAAUGGGAGAGGAAGGAGAAAGAAGAGAGAAGGAGAAAUAUAAUAAUCAGAGUGACGAAAGUAAGAAGAGAGGUGAUGAAAGAGAAGGCGGAGGAGAUUUUAAAACUAACAGGUGUAGAAGACGCAAUAGAGGAGGUAAAAGAAUUAGGUGCGAGUGAAAAAGGAAAAGAAGUUAGCAUGAUGCUGCUAAAAAUAAAAUCAAAUGAACUGAAAAGGAGGAUAAUGGAAAACAAGAAGGCGCUAAAAGGAAGGGAAGACAGGAUAGAAGAGGACUUAACGUGGGCGGAGAGGAAGACACAAUGGACGUUAAGAAAAAUCGGAAGAGAAGAAAGAGAGAAAUGA